Molecule: messenger RNA, 172 nt
Organism: Funneliformis mosseae
Lineage: Eukaryota; Fungi; Glomeromycota; Glomeromycetes; Glomerales; Glomeraceae
Source: the annotation of a GenBank genome assembly
UUACGUUCAUUGUGACAUUCGGCUUCCAAACAUUGUCCUUGUUCCUGAUAUCAGCGAUUAUAGAUAUAUUCUUAUCGAUUUUGAGCAUGGUAGUAAAGGUGGAUUAGAAGCAACUGAACAUUUGAAGGAUUGGGACAAUGCAACGCUAACGAAGAAUAAUAGCACAAUCUGA